Molecule: messenger RNA, 4188 nt
Organism: Vitis riparia (riverbank grape)
Lineage: Eukaryota; Viridiplantae; Streptophyta; Magnoliopsida; Vitales; Vitaceae
Product: disease resistance protein RUN1-like
Biological process (GO): signal transduction; defense response
Molecular function (GO): ADP binding
Source: RefSeq, a predicted model, not a curated record
AAUCCAACAAUGGCUUCCACUAGCAGCCGAAAACCCUCUUCCUUUUCUACUUCUAUUCCUCCUUCGAGUUAUGAUGCGUUCUUGAGUUUCAGAGGGGAAGACACCCGUAAAAAUUUUACGGGUCAUCUCUACCAGGCUUUAGUUGCACAUGGAAUUAACACCUUCAAAGAUGAUGAAGAGCUCGAGACAGGAGGGGUCAUUGCAGAAGCACUCAUUCAAGCCAUCGAGGAAUCAAAGGUUUUCUUUGUCAUUUUCUCGAAAAACUAUGCUUACUCGAAGUGGUGUUUAAACGAGCUUGUCAAAAUUAUUGAGUGUAUGAAAGCAAAGCAAAGAAGAGUUGUUCCAAUUUUCUAUGAUGUGGAUCCAUCAGAAGUGCGAAGACAAAGUGGGUAUGGAAAAGCAUUUGCUUAUCACCAAAAAGAUGCCAACCAAGAAAAGAAGAAGGAGAUUCAAAAGUGGAGGAUGGCCUUGACAGAAGCAGGCAAUCUAGCGGGAUAUGAUCUGCGAAAUUAUCGGUAUGAGUCAGAAGUUAUUGAGAACAUUAUUGAUGAUAUCCUUAAAACGAGUCAUCAACUUUUACAUGUUGGAAAUAACAUCAUUGGAAUGAACCUCCGUUUAGAAAAACUCAAAUCUUUGAUAGAAGUUGAAUCAAAUGAUGUUCGCAUGGUUGGGAUCUAUGGUUUUGGUGGAAUCGGUAAAACUACCAUGAGCAAAGCUAUUUAUAAUGAAAUCUCAACUAAAUUUGAGGGAAUUAGCUUUCUUGAAAAUGUGAGAGAAACCAAAGAUGAUUCUGGUCUAGUUCAAUUACAACAACUUCUUAUUAAUAGUAUCCUAAAGAGAAAAAAUCCAACAAUAAGCACUGGUCAUGAAGGAAUCCAAGUGAUAAAGAAAAGGCUCCAAACAAAAAGGGUCCUUGUUGUUUUGGAUGAUGUGGAUCAGUUGAAACAGUUGGAAUAUUUAGCAAGAAAGCAUGAUUGGUUUGGUCCAGGAAGUAGAAUCAUCAUAACAUCCAGAGAUCAACAUUUACUAAAAGUACAUGGAGUUGAUGCAUUACAUAAGGUUGAGAAAAAAAAAAUACAAGAAUGGGAAAGUGAAUUAUGUAAACUAAAAAGAAAACCCAACAAGGUUGUCCAAAAUGUUCUUAGGACAAGCUUUGAUGGGUUAGAUGAUUUUGAGAAGGAAUUAUUCCUCGAUAUUGCAUGUUUCUUCAAAGGGCAGAAUGAGAAUUUUGUUACUAGAAUACUAGAUAGUUGUGGUUUCAAUGCAACUAUUGGAAUAAAAGUUCUUAGUGACAAGUGUCUAAUAACAUUUUUCCAUGGCACCAUUGGAAUGCAUGAUCUAUUACAAGAAAUGGGUCGGGAAAUUGUUCGUGAAGAGUAUCCUAGAGAUCUAGGAAAAUGGAGCAGAUUAUGGGAACCUGACGAUGUGUAUCGUGUAUUACGAAGAGAGAUGGGGACCAAAGCAAUUGAAGGGAUAUUCCUAGACAUGGCUACAUCGAAAGAGAUUCAUCAUCACUAUGGCUUUACUAAAAGGGAUUACAAAGUGUUUCUUCCCAAAAAUUUUGAAUUUCCCUCUUACGAGUUGAGAUAUCUCUAUUGGGAUAGAUAUCCUUUGAAAUUCUUACCAUCACAUUUUGAUGGGGAGAACUUGGUAGAACUCAACUUGCAAUCUAGUAACAUAAAACAAAUUUGGAAAGGGAAUAAGUGUUUGCAAGCUUUGAAGGUGGUUGACCUAAGUCACUCAAAGAAGCUCAUCAAAGUGUCAAAUUUCUCAUGCAUGAAAAAUUUGGAGACACUAAUUCUUGAAGGUUGUACAAGUUUGCGCUGUGUUGACCAAUCUAUUGGAAUUCUAAAGAAGCUUACUUUACUGAGUUUGAAAGGUUGCAAAAGGCUUAGAAGUUUGCCAAGCACCGUUGAGUGUUUGGAAUCUCUUGAAACUCUUUAUCUCUCAAGUUGCUCCAAUCUUGAAAUAUUUCCAGAGAUCAAAAGGAAUAUGAAACGUUUAUUGUGGCUUGAGUUAGGUGGGACAGCGAUAAAAGAAUUACCCUCCUCAGUGGAUCAUCUCACUGCACUUCAAUACUUGGAUCUGCCUGAGUGCAAAAAUUUGAAAAGCCUUCCACGCAGCAUAUGUAGGUUGAAGUCUCUUGUGAAUCUCAAUCUUAAUGGUUGCUCAAACUUAGAGGCUUUUCCCGAAAUCUCCGAAAAUAUGAAAAGUUUACAAUGUAUUUUUUUGUGUGAAACGGCUAUAAAAGGGCUACCAUCAUCAAUUGAAAAUCUAGUUGAUCUUCGACUCUUGGUACUGGAUAAUUGCAAAAACCUUGCAACUCUUCCAAGCAUACUUUAUCAUUUGAGACAUCUUACAACUCCAUGUCUUGCAAACUGUUCAAGACUCCAUAAACAUCCGGAGAAGUGGAACCUGGAAUCUUUAGGUAGUAUUGGUUCGCAAUUGGCUUCCUUGAGGGAGAUAUCUCUAAGAGGAUCAAAUAUCCGCAGCAUGCAAGGUUAUCUUUGUUUGGAUAAGACUAGCGCCAUUGAAGAAUUUCCCUCCUCAAUUGAUCAUCUCACCCGACUUCAGAAGUUAGGUAUGAGAGUGUGCCAAAACUUGGAGAGUCUUCCGAGUAACACUGGUAGGUUGAAAUUCCUAGAAGAACCCAAUGUCAGUGAUCAGUCAAACCUGGAGACUUCUCUGGAAUCACAGAGAACGGAAUAUCUUAAGGGGCUCAAACUGGACUUGCAGAGUUUUAAAAGCUUAGAGCACUUGUUUCUGAUGGAUGGAACAGUCGCCAAUAAUUUAUGGCGCCUAUCAUCAGUAAAAUAUUUAGAUCUAAGUGAAUCCAAUAUUCAUCACAUACCUGAUGGUAUUACUGAAUGUUGUAAUCUGAAACACCUUAUUAUCCGUCACUGCAAGAAACUUAAAGAAAUUCCAAAGCUUCCAUCAAGCCUAGUAUGGAUAGAUGCACGCGGCUGCACAGACCUGGGAACAUUAUCAACUCCAUCAAGUCUUCUCUGGUCUUCUCUCCUCGAAUGGUUCAAGAAAGUUCAGAGGAUGGAAAAUUUUAAGGGGCUCAAACUGGACUUGCAGAGUCUUAAAUGCUUAGAGCUCAUGUUUCUGAUGGAUGGAAGAAUCGCCAAUAAUUUAUGGGGCCUAUCAUCACUAAUGUCUUUAGAUCUAAGUGAAACCAGUAUUCAUCGCAUACCUGCUGGUAUUACUGGAUGUUGUAAUCUGAAAUUCCUUACCAUCCGUCACUGCAAGAAACUUAAAGAAAUUCCAAUGCUUCCAUCAAGCCUACUAAGCAUAGAUGCACGCGGCUGCACAGACCUGGGAACAUUAUCAACUCCAUCAAGUCUUCUCUGGUCUUCUCUCCAUAAAAGGUUCCAACUUCAGAGGAAGGAAAUUUUCAAGGGGUUCAAACUGGACUGGUGGAGUUUUCAAAGCUUAGAGAACUUGUUUCUGAUGGAUGGAGCAAUCGCCAAUAAUUUAUGGGGCCUAUCAUCACUAAAAUCUUUAGAUCUAAGUGAAACCAGUAUUCAUCGCAUACCUGCUGGUAUUACUGAAUGUUGUAAUCUGACAGACCUUAUCAUCCGUCACUGCAAGAAACUUGAAGAAAUUCCAAAGCUUCCAUCAAGCCUACUAAGCAUAGAUGCGUACGGCUGCACAGGUCUGGGAACAUUAUCAACUCCAUCAAGUCUUCUCUGGUCUUCUCUCCAUCAACUUCCUUACAGCAACUACUGUAGGAGAAUUAUUCUUGGAAGUAAUGAAAUUCCAGAGUGGGUAUUGCAUCAGGAAAUGGGAAGCCAAAUAAGAAUAGAGCUUCCUAUGAAUUGGUAUCAGGAUGACCACUUCCUCGGAUUUGCAUUUUUCUGUCUUUGUUCAACAAUGCAUCUUUCUUUGAUUGAUUGUCGUUUGACCUUCUGCGAGGAUUCAGAAGAAGACAUCAGGGACUUUAGGUUUGACUCCGGCUUUGGAUACUUCAUGAUUGAUGAUAGUGAAUUUGAUGGACUGUGGGUGGAGUACUGUCCUAAGAUGGCUAUACUGAACAGGUUCCACUCCAAGCAAUAUGUGCACCUUCAGGCUUCAUUUGUUUAUUCAGGAUAUUGUGGUUGCGGUGGUAACGUGGAAAGUUGCGGGAUCCAUCUUAUAUACUAUCAAGAUCAUCAACAUAACCAUACCCAGUUGGGUUUUUCAUGA